AUGUCUGGGACUUUGACUGGUGUUGAUAUGCAGACCAUGAGACUGCCUUUUACAAGUGAGAGGAUCUUCAGGAUAUUCGUUGUGCUAUUCACACAGUUCCUCUUCAUUUAUGUUAACAUUCUGAUGCUGUUCACGCUGAGCACCAAAGCCAUCUUCCGUGAGACACCACGCUACAUACUCUUUGCCCACAUGCUCCUGAAUGACACCAUUCACCUGGUGUUUGCCAUGGUGCUCUACACAUUUAGUUACUUCUACUUUGUGAUGUUGCGUGCUGUCUGUGCCUUCCUCGUGUUGGUGUCUACAUCGACAUUUGUCAAUGCGCCACUAAACCUGGCAGUCAUGUCCUUGGAGAGGUACACAGCCAUCUGCUUCCCUUUGCGGCACAGUGAGUUGGCUACACCAGCACGCGCAAGUGUGGCCGUGGCUCUGGUAUGGGUUUUGGGCAUCAUUGAUGUGCUAGUUGAUGUGUGUGCUCUCUUUCUCCUCGCAGAGCCAUCCUUCUACUUGUCUCCUACAAUGUGUAACAUCACACAGCUCAUGGUGGCACCCUGGCAGCAGGGCAGAAGUGUGAUAUUCAAAAUCCUGCUCUUUGUCACAGUGGCCAUUGUGUUGCUCUACACGUAUGUGGCCAUCCUGCGGCAGGCCUGUGCUGCCUCCUCUGACACCACUUCUGCCCAUAAGGCCUUGCAUACUGUAGUACUGCAUGCGCUGCAGCUUGGCCUCUCACUCAUGUCCUUUCUCUAUGAGUAUAUAGAGUUCCUUCUGGGAAGCCUGCCACUUACUGUAUACACACAUCUGCAUUUCCUCAACUUCUUCAUAGUGCUGAUCCUGCCACGCUGCCUCAGCUCACUGAUUUAUGGCCUGAGGGAUGAGACCUUCAGGCCAUUGUUCAAACAGAAUUUCCUCUACUGUUGUAAAAACAAAAUUGCCCUUAUAGAUGCUUUUACAAAACACUAA
This is a messenger RNA of Neoarius graeffei (lesser salmon catfish), 957 nucleotides long. RefSeq names its product odorant receptor 131-2-like. Gene Ontology annotation, cellular component: membrane. The record is from RefSeq and is a predicted model, not a curated record. The transcript has a single exon. Bases 1 to 957 code for a protein of 318 amino acids. Lineage: Eukaryota; Metazoa; Chordata; Actinopteri; Siluriformes; Ariidae. Gene Ontology annotation, molecular function: G protein-coupled receptor activity. Gene Ontology annotation, biological process: G protein-coupled receptor signaling pathway.